Molecule: messenger RNA, 15488 nt
Organism: Toxoplasma gondii ME49
Lineage: Eukaryota; Apicomplexa; Conoidasida; Eucoccidiorida; Sarcocystidae
Product: glutamic acid-rcih protein, putative
Exons: 11
Coding region: 1-14916 (4971 amino acids)
Source: RefSeq, a predicted model, not a curated record
AUGGCGAGGGGGACGACGGCCUCUUCUCUGGACGCGACGCGGCUGGAGGAAUCAGAGGAAGAGGCGCCUCCUGGCGACGCAGAAGGGGAAGAAGAUGCGUCUCUUCUCCUGACUUCUUUCCAGCAAGCAGAGGGAGCCGCGGAGGACGGGAGAGCAGGCCUCUCGCAAGCCGAAAACACAAGAAAUGUCCAGAAGAAGAACGCCUCGUCAUCUUCCUCUUCUUCUUCCUCUGCGACUUCUUCGUCUCCUGAAGAUGCUAAAAACGCGGCAUCUGCCUCCAGUGCGGCAUUCUCUUCUUCUUUGGGAGCGUCAAAAGUCCGAAAUCUGCCGCUGGUGAGGAGGUCUGAGGUCGGCGGCGAGUCAUCAUGUUUCAUAUCUGUUUUUCUUUCCUCGCUGGAUCUCCUAUGUCCUUCCUCGACCUCUCUGGUGUCUCCCUUCGCGUAUGCGUCUCUUGUGGCACCCUACCGCGCCUCCCCGGUUUCUGCUUGUUUUCUUCUCUCUCAAGUUGCCUCUCUCCCUCCUCCUGCUCUCUGUCUUUCCUCGCGGCCAGCCGCUCGUCCAGAUCCCAGAGGCAAGUCUCCGUCGCUCCUGAUCGCCGCCGUCCCCGCCUACCUCCUCGCCCUCCGUCAACUGCAACGUCUCCUCGCUCUGCCUCUUCUGGACUUCUCUUCUUCCUCUGGUUCGUCCGUCCAGGCGUCUCCGUCUGCUUAUGCUUCUCCGGCGGUCUGUUCUCUGAACUGGAGACGCGCCUUUCGCCGCUUAGUUCUUCCAGACCGGGAGCGUGAGGCUUCUCUGGGAGAGAUUGGCUGCUCCGAUCUCCUUUCUCUGCCUCUCCGGCCUUGGCAGACAGAGUGGAGACGCGCGCGCUACGCAGCCUGUGUCUCAGCCUACGCUGUUUUUCGGGAGCUCGCUGCCGAGCGCGAGAGAGAGGCGCAGAGGAUUUCCGAGAGAGGCAGGGAAGAAGGUCGAGAGAGAGAGCGAAGAACUUCAGGAGCUGAGGAGACAGACCGAGGCGACGCGUUUCUGGGUGCUCUCUACGACGCCGCACUGCAUGCUCUCAGGGCGACGGACAGGCAAGCCGCAGAGGAGGGAGAAGCGGAACAGACCGACUCAGAAGAAUGGGGAGAAGACCUGACCUCCAUCCCGAUCGAAGAUGGCGUUGACUUCGAUGGCGAGGAGACGGGCCUUCCUCGAGACCCGACUCGCAGAGACACGGAACUCACUUCCCUACUUACGCUUCUCGAGGAAUUUCGAGAAACCGCACAGCGGCUCUCCAUUGCCUUCUGCAAAGCCAAGCGAAAGAAAAAGACACACCCGACGGAUCUGUCGUCUUCUCCUUCUUCUUCUUCCUCUUCUUCCUCUUCUUCCUCUCAUUCUUCUUCCUCUUCUUCCUCUUCCUCUUCUUCCUCUUCUUCUUCACCUUUUGUAUUGAUUUCCUCUCCACGAGAUUCUUCCUCUUCCUCGUCUGUUCCUUCUUCUGUUGUGCGUCGGAGCCCGGUGCUGUCAGUCUGCUCCUUUUCGCAGUCGCUGCUGUCCGCUGAGGAUCUCCUUGUUUCUCUAGGGUGUCAUGUAGGUCGGACGGGCGUCGGUUUUCUGGACUGCAUAACUGCGCUGCGCAGGGCGUCUGCCUCGAGUGCGUCUGCUGGUCUCCACGAAGGCGCAGAGGAGCUGAGGAGCGGCACAGCGAGAGGCGGCGCGCGAGAGGCAAAGCCUCGCUCCGUUUUGCCGCCGCCUGUGCCCUUCGGAUCUUUCGGCAGGAAGCAAAGGAUCUCGGAGGGAAGCGGGUGGGUGAAACCGUCGCCUCAAAGUCUCGCCGUCGUCGACUGGCAACUUCACCUGCCUCGAGGAGCUCUCGCUCGCGCUCUCCUCGCUUGUCCACGCUGCUCCAAAAAGCAGUCAACAAACGCAGGCAGCGAACUCAAAGGACUCAAAGGCGCAUGCAACGGGAACACCAGAGCGCCUGGCUGUGGAGAUCCGCCGCCGACUUGCUGUCUCUUUGGGCCAGCAGGGGCGGCGCUGUGGCGGUCCUCGGCGCCACAGGGAGGUGACCCGGAAGGACGAGAGAGCGAGAGCAGAGAAAAUGGAGAAGAACAAGGAGAAAAAGAACAAGGAGAAAAAGAACAAGGAGAAAAAGAACAAGGAGAGGAUGAGGAAGAAAGGGGGGAACGAGCAGAAGGAAAGAGUGGAGACGGGGGUGUGUCUGUGCGUCUUGUGUUGCACUUGGAUACGAACUCCUUGGAUUGGACUGCCUCGGAGGCGAGAGUGGAGGAAGAGGAAGAAGAGACGAUGCCUCUCCUGCAUGAGUUGGUGGGCGACCUUCUCCAGAGGGCGGUAUGGACGAUGAAGAAGAGCGAAGUCUCUGUCUUUUUCGUUCCUUUUCCAGGUCUCUUGGGCCUCGAGUCGGCUGGUCAACAGGGCAACUCUGCAGCCGCGUCUCUCUCGUCCUUUGCGCUCUCCUCAAAACUCUGCCAAGUGCAUGCGCCCGCCUGUGUCCCCCUCGUCUUUUCUCUCCGUCUCCUCGACUUCCAACCUCUCUUCCCCUCUCUCUCUUCUCUCUCUCCUUCGUUCUCGUCUUCUCGGAAGGAGGAGGGAGGGCGAGGCGACAGUGGGGAAGUGCAGCAGAUUGCGGGGCUUGUGUUGGAGGCGUCGCGACGAAGUCGAUCUCUUUUGCAGAUCGCGGAGGAGUUCCAGAGUUUCUGCUCCAUCAUUUUCCACCUUCUUCUCGAGCGCGACCCACGGGCGCCGCGCCUCCUCCUGUCUCUGAUUCUCUCUUCCCGCGGAGAGAGUUCGGAGACGCGGGUCCUCUCCGGGCUUCCUGCGGAGGACGAGAGAGAGAGCAGAGGUCCGCGCUCGGUGGUCCGAAGGAUCUUCCCCACUCGAGCCGAAGAGCGCCUCGUCUUGUCUCUGUUCGGCAGUGAACUCGAGAAAACGAAUCCUGAGAAAAACACACGAACGCAUGCAGCGCCUUCCCCACCCGACUUCGUACAAACCCCACCGCCAUCGCCGGCCUCGCAAAAGCGGUCUCGCUGGUGGCACCCUGGCGCUCUGCGCUCCGCUUCUCGGUCCCGACGGUUGCUGUCUCUCCUCUCGUCUUCUUCUGUCCCCAACGCUUCUCCUGCCUCUCCGGUUUUCUGUCGAGAAGACUCGCGCGAACUCGAGAAGGGCGCCUGCGCGCGGUUGGCUUCGAAGCAGUCAGUCGACGAAGGCUCUUCAGAGGUCGAGGCGCAUGCAGGCGCUGAGGAGACACUGCAGGACGCCUCGUCGCACCUCCGAGGCCGCGCGCAGACGAAGAAAUCGGCCGCGCCUUCGCCGCUUCUCCUUGGACAUUUAGAAACUGAGACGAGUGCAUGCGACGACAACUCUCUGCCUGCGACGCCCAGUCUCUGCGCCGCGUCUGCCUGCGAGAGUGAAGCGCGGAGGCAGCGCGAGAACAAGGCAAAGGCCGAGGGAGAUCGAGAGUCCAAGAGAAGAUUUGCCGGCCUUCGGACGACCAUCAAGUCGCCCCUCUGGCGACGCCGAGCGGGACCCCUUCCCAGUUCUCCAGGCUCUCAAGGACCUCAAACGUCGGGAGAGAAGCGAGGAGAAGAAGAAGAACAAGUUGGAGCUGAAGAAGCGGCACGAGGAGGUACGCCGCGUAGAACAACCAAAGAAGAUGUUUUCCGCGUCGAAGGCGACGUGGAGGAAGGGCAGUUCUUCUCUGUGCAUCGUCGCGGCGUCCCCGAGUUCGAGGCCGGUUCCUCCGCGGGUCUGUGGGGAGGGGCGAGGUCUGCUCUGCCCUCGCUGGCCGACUUGGCCAGCCUGCAAAAACAGCUGUACGCACACCAGGAGCUCGAGGUUCAGGGCAUCAGUGGCCGCAGAGAAACAGACAAAGAGGACGCAGAAAAACUCGCACGGAGUAUCGCCAGUGUGUUCGAGAAAGGCGUCGUGAUUCAGGGGGUGUACUUCCAGGUCAUUGAAUCUGAAGAGGUGUGGAGGCAUCUGCACCGAGAGCGCCAGGUGGCGCGCGCGGCGCUCUUUCGCUUUCAACAGUUUCCCUGUCCGCCUCUCUUUCUUCUUCUCGAAAUGUCUGCCCGGCGUCUCUUCGCCUCACCCGUCUCGGAGGUCGCGCUUCUGCCCUGUCUCCGUCGCAGCGGCGUCUCUUCUUCCUCAACAUAUGUGGAAUGUGAAGCGGCCCUCAUGCCCCACCCGCUGAGUCGCAUGGGCGCUCCAAAUCCUCGUCCUCGCAGAUCCUGCAGCGAGUUCCCGGCAAAAGAAGAACAAGAAAGAGAAGGAGAAGGAGGAGAAGGAGACGGCGACGAGGAAGACGUCUCUCUUCGUUUGCGUGUCUCUGGGGGCUGGAGUUUCUCGAAGGACCGACUCGGCGUACCGAGUUUGCCGUCGCUUUUCCCCUUGGUUUCUUCAUGCAUUCCUUCCUUCUCCGUGGCAGACACACUCAAAUCUUCUUCUCCGCGACGCUCUCUCUCGCGACGCCCGUUCUCCCGCGACGCGUCCGCUCCGCUGAAGGCAGAGGCGCCGCCGUUCCUCGUUGUGGACCCCGAGGCAGACAGCGAGCGACAGGUCGCGCAUGCGCGGAAAGUCGCCGUGGAGGCAUCCAAGGAAGAACGGCAAGGCCUGCUGCUCGCGUUCGCUUCCGAAGAGCUGCGGCCGGCCGUCGUCCAGUGGACUGUGGCAGGCGCGGUGGACUCGGAGGACAGAGAGGGGGGAGGAGGGGGCAGACGAGAGAAGAAAGAGAAGGAAAUGUCUCUUUUCCUCUCGAAGGAAGAGGAGACAGCGGCUCUGCAGGCCGCGUCGCAGGCUUUGGGCCUCUCUGGAAAUUGCCUCGUGCUCUCGCCCCUGACAGAGUCUUCUUCUCUCGAAACAUGCCGCCAAGCUGCUUCUUGGCUUCCGAGUUUCGCGCUCGCCGCUGCGGCGACAGACGCCUUCGCCUCCUCUGGGAGGACUCGACACCGUGGACAAGUGCUCAUGCAUGCAGAAGAGAGCGCGGGUGUCGCGAGGAGGGCCGCGAGAAGUUCAGCCGGAAAUCUGUGGAACGUCGCAGGGCAACUGUGUCGAGUGUGGGUCCUUUCCGCCAAGCGCGCAGCGGCCUCGGAGAGGAGAGAGGAGACUGCAGAACGCGAGGGGAAGCAAGGGAAAGACGUCUCGCCGGCAGACUCAAGUCCAGAGAACAGCAGGUCUCCGCUUUUUGGAUUGCUGCUUCUUCCUCUUCGUCUGGCUUCUUCGUGGAACGUGAGGCCGAGUGCCUUCGACUUUGACGCGCUGCCUCUCGCGGCUGCUGAGGAGACGCGCAGAGGUGGAAGAAGAGAAGACCGCUUUCCUUGGGUCGCGCCUUCCUCGACUCGCUGUGAGGCUGCAUCCUCAGAAGUCCGGGAGUUCGAAGGAGAACGGAACUCUGCGAAGAGGGAGGGGACGCAGCCUCUGGGCGGCGCAGGCGGGGCCUCCGAAGCCUCUCUCGGGGCGAGACCUUCUUUCUGUCUCGUCGGAAAUGCCAGCUGUCUCCGCGGAGAUACGUCGCGAUCCGUCAGGAAAGUGGGGUCUUUCCUCCUGAGUGAGGUGUCAGGACACCUGGGCCAUCCCCAGGGCCUGCGUGCGAUUCUCCACGCCAAGUUUCUCCCUGUGGGCCUUGCAGAGUGGCUUCUCCUCGCCGAUCUCUUUCUCGCUUUUCCAGAGAAUCGGUCGCAAAGCGUUCCAGAGCAAGGCCGAGAGAAGCGUUUGCGCGAGCAGAGGCGAAAAGGCAGGCAGAGUAGCGGACCAGGACGCGCCGGAGACGCAGCAGAGACACGGAGAAGUCCAGGAGAAGACGGUGCUGAAGGAGAUAAAGAAACCGAGGACAAGGAGCAGGAGGGAGGAGAAGGAGAGGAAGACGAAAGAGAGAAGGAAGAGAACGAGAAAGAGGAGUUUCGAUGCUUUGUUAGGAGGAGAGAAGGUCGCGCUCGGGAGAUGUUUGCCUUGAUUGCUGCAGAUCUUCUCGGAUCCGCGGUGAAGCGGGCACUUCGUCAUUUGUCUCCGAGUUUUUCUGCGUUUUCUGCCCUUGUCGGUGCAGCAACAGGCUGGCUGUUCUCCGGGCACAGGGACGCAGCUGCAUCUUCUUCCGCUGUCCAGGCUGGGGUGUCUCUAUCUCUCGCCUUCCAGUUCCUUCGAGUGACGGCUCUGUUUCCUUCUCUUCGAGGACGGUUCUCUCCUCUCCUUCCUCUCGCCGCCUCUCAAUCGUCUCCUGUGUUUCUGCGUCGUUCCCUCGCCUAUCACCUUGGCUUGUCCAUCCCCGCCUUCACAGAUCCCCCAACAUCUUCGUCUCUCUCUUCUCUCUCUUCUUCCCUUGCUUCUUCUGGGUACGGCGCGGCGCGAAAGAGGAGAAUCUGGAGUCACCUGGAGGGACGCGGGGGCGAGAACGUCCAGUGGCGGUGCGCGCGUCUCUCGCAGAUCCUUCGGGGGGGAGACUGGUCGGAGACACAGAAGGCCAGCGAGAACAAGAGGGGCCUGGAGACGCCGCAGGAGACAGUGUGGGGUGUCGCUGGGGAGACGCCCCUCGGAGCAGAGGUCCCGGCACCGAAAGAACAGCGCGUCUGGGUGCGAAUGCGUCUGAAAUCCGUAUUGGAGGCGGAAGAUGUCGCAUGUCUGUCUUUGUCUCUCGGUCAGCUUCCUCUGGACACUCUCUCGUCUUCUUCUGAGGCGCAGGACUGGCCUGGGCGCGAAGGGAUUGGUGGUGGAAGCAGAGAUGACGCAGCGAAAGAGCGACAGAAGAGGCCUUCGCACAAGUUUCAAGUGCCUUCUCUCCUCUCUCUCCUGCAGCACGACGUAGCGUUGGCUGCUUCCUGUACUGAGCUGGCUGUUCCUUCUUCCUCGACGUUCGCUGCCUUCCUUGCGAGGCAUCCUCCCUCUUCGCGGGUGUGUUUGCGAGCUUCCCGAGUCUCUCGAGAGACGCGGAAAAGACAAAAAAGUUUGGUGGAAGCUCGAGAUCACUCGAGUGAACGUCGCGAAGACGUCCGAGAGGCUUCAGAGGAUUCGGAGAGCAUACAGAUCCCGAUCCUCAGAAGAGCCGCCGCGGACGCUCUGCCUCGUCGUCUGCGGGCAGCCGCCGUUAGCCAGGUGCUGCUACGGUCUCUGUUGGGAGAGGAGAGAAGACAGGGAGGAGCCGCGGAAGUAAACGAGCAGACCGAGUGGAAAGGAGAGAAGAAAAGUGGAAGUUCUACGCGCGUCGUCAAGCUCGGCGCCACACCUGGGGGACUGGCCGACCUCGCAGAUCGACACCUCCUCCACUUCCUCUUGCAUGCAGUCGUUGAAUUUGAUUGCUGGCGUGGAUUCACGUUCGAAAAAGAGGGGGGAAACUCUUUAGAAGACUCUUGUCCUUCUUCGUCUUCUUCAUCCUCUUCUGAGAAGAGCGACGCGCCUUUGCGGGGAACGGAGAAGAGGCGACAGGAGCUGGUAUUUGUUUCCUUGGUUGCGAGUGUGGAGAAUCUCCAGGUGUCUGUACACCACAGUUUGGAGCUGCAGAUUGUCUUGCUUCUCGUCCAGGGUCUGAAUCGUCUGCAACGAGGCUUCCUCGCGUCGUCGCGGCUGCGUCUGAUGAAGGCGGCGGAUUUGUUCGAGAGUUUGUGGGGUCCUGUCUCUUGGGAGGGUCUUCUCUCGGAUUCUGCGAGUCUCCCCGUCUCCUCAGACGCGAAGAUGCCGGCGAGAAAAGAAACGCAGACGCGUUUUUCGAGUGCACAUCCGCUGAUGCUCUUCCCCGUCUGGCUGUUGCUGCUUCUAUCCUACUGCGGCGCUGUCUCCUCGACAGUCUCGUCCUCUGUCGCGUCGAUGGAGUCUCCGAGUCAGGAAGAGAAGAGCAAGAGCGGGGGGGGGAUCUCUUCUCCGUCCUUUUUGCUCUCGCUACCUCGGGGGGUUCCUCAAGGCGACUUUUUGACUGCAUGUGUUGCGGUGUACGCGGACCUUCUGCGGCUCCUGCGUCUUCGCUGUCCAGCCUUUCCUUUGCCGGCGGGGCCUCCCCACCUGCUUCCUUCUUCUCUUCUCUUCUCGCCGCAUCUGACCAUCGAUCGCCGGUGUCUCGUGUCUCCUCCGUUUCCUUCUGCGCCAGAGAGACUGCGUCCGGUGACGAACAUUUUCUCGGAUGAAAACGCAGCAGAGCGAAAUCCACUCGAGUCUCUCUCCGGCCUCUCUGCUGCUCCCCACGCGUCUCAGAUGCCUCAGGGUGUGCCCUCAGAGGCCUUUCGGUUCUUCGGGUGUACGUACACCCCAAAGUUCCCGCGCAAGGAGCAUUGUCGGAUGCCAGUUGAGGCGGUUCUUUCGGCGCAGCAGAUCGCGGCGAUUCUCUGUUUCAACUUGCGCCGCUGUCAGCCGCACCUCUCGCGUUGGUUAGCCUCCGUCUCUCUCUUUUCUCCGCGAGGGGACUUUGCAGUCUCCUCCGCAACGGAGGUGGGUUGCAGCUUCCUAGCGGCUCUCCUGGCUUCACCCGCGCCGCCGCCUUCGCCCUCUCUGUUCGAAUCCUCCCGCGCUGUCUCUCCUCGCAAAACCCAGUCUGUCUGCAUGCGCCGGUCAACUCCGAGGUGUCUGCUCCCCGCCGUCUUCUUGACUGCGAGUGCGCCGGAUUCGGAGGCCGCUUCGCUCUUCUCUGGGGGGUCAGAGGACGCGCGGACGCGCAGAGACAGCGCGGUCUCUCAGCUUCGCGACCUCCGGUUUCUGGACGAUAACGAAGGACACUUGGAGAGAUGGUGGCGAACGCAGAAGCGCCCGAGAGUCUUCGCAUGCGGCAGCAACGAGCGAGGCGCUCUGGGCGUCGGAAGGCCCGCCUUCUUCCCCUUUGACCCUGUCCUCGGGGAGAAAGAAAACGAGGAGCAAGUCCGUCGCGGCACAGACGUCUGGUGGACUCCACAGCCUCAGCGAAUCUGCGCGCUGCCUCCGGACGUCACCAGUGUGGCAGGAGGCGCGGCGCACUGUGUCGCCCUCACGUCCUCUGGGUGUCUGUACACCUGGGGGGCGAACGAAGCGGGUCAGUGUGGAGUUUCUUCGCCUUCUCAAAAGACCCGCAGGUCGCGGCGUCACUCUUCAGAUGUUCGCGGGCAAUGCCUGGCUGCGAGCGCCGCCUUCUCCUGGAUUUCUUUUUCCGACAUUUCUCUUCCGCUCAAGACUCCAGAGGAAGAAGCGGAGGGAGUUGAAGGAAUCGAAGAAGGGGAGUUGGACGCCUUCCUGAGUUUGCCAGUGCGUCUGGAUGUCUUCGAAGAAAGCGAGACUGAGUGUCUGCCUUCCGAAAAGUUCAGAGAUGUCGUUUCAGCAUCCACCUUGAGUUUGUCGAAACCUUUCUCUCCCAAAGUCACCUUCUCCCUCGUCGCGUGUGGCGCAGAUUUCAGCGCCGCGGCGAGCGCCGCCGGGUGUCUGUACACCUGGGGCUCGAACACCUGCGGCGUCUUGGGGCUUGGAGACACGCGCCCGCGGGCCGUCCCUUCGCUCGUCUCGCCGGAGAUGUUCCGCUCCGUUGCUGCACUGCAUGCGUCUCCAGAAGGCGCGCAUGCACCCCCAAGCGCUCCCAGAGUGACGGCGCUUGCCUGCGGGAACAGCCACAUGGGCGUCCUCCUCGAAGGGGGCGCUCUGUACAUGUGGGGAAGCAACUGGUACACCGAGUGUGGGUACUGCUCCCUCCUGGAAGAGAAAGCUGUGCGGGCAGAAGGCGUCGGAGGAGAGGACGAAGGCGAAGAAGACGACAAGGAAGGCCGAGAAGAAGGUUCGGGAGAAGAUCUUCUCUACCCCCGAGAAAUUUGUGUCUUCGAACUUGCCCCUUUGAGACGCGACCAUCACCAUGUCUACGAAGCCGUCAUGCAUUGGAUGUUCAUCAACUCGAAUGAGGAGAACCAAACAGGCUGGUCUGCCGCCGCUUCUUCGGUGUGUUCUGCGUCUCCAGCCGGGGGGUCUGGACUGGAAGAGGCGUCCUCGUGGGUGCAGGCCGGCGCUCGCGUUGCGCGGACUCGGUUGGGAGUGAAGAUGAAUGUCUGCCAGACGAAGAAGAGUUUCUCCGUUGUCCUGACUCCCGCGCUUCUUCCAGACUUGUUGAGGUCCGUCGUCGCGUACACGAAAGACGCUGCGUCGGCGCAGAAGCUGCUGAACUACCGCCUGCGCUUCUCGCUUCUCUCUUGCGGCAGUGUACAUACACUGGCCCUCGGGGACACGAAAGCGUCGGCAGAGGUCGCGGGAGGCGGAGAAAGGGACAGGCGGUCGCUGCAGCAGGGGCGGCAGGUCGAAGAGACUCUGUGCGAAGCGGGAGCGGAGAGAGACGAGCACGAGGGCCAUGGGGAGUCGCAGAGGCACAGCGACGCAGGAGAGACGCUCGAGAAAAAGCGACAAAAGACGCGGGAGGAAACCGUCCACACAGGCUUUCUUUACUCGUGGGGUCGAGACUCUGGCAACUGUCUCGGCCUCGGGCGACCCCCUGGUGCUUCCUCGAACGCGUAUCCCUCUCGGAUUCCUACGCUCUUCUUCAGAGUCGAAAGGAGAGAAGAGCGAGGAGUGGAAAGACAGGGAGAAGAGAACGGAGAGCGACAGGAAGCGCAAGGACACUGCGAGCCUCUUGCCUUCAGGCGAAUCGCGGCAGGCGGCACAGCGAGUGGCGCCAUCGACGACAAGCACCGCCUCUGGCUGUGGGGAGACGUCAGUGGCAUUUGUCCAGACUUUUUUCCGCCGCCGCACCGCCCGGAGUGUCUGUCGCCGUCGUUGUUCGAGGUGGAUUCUCGUCUCUUGAGUCGUUCGCGACAAGAGAGCGUCUUUGACGUUUCUCUGUGUUCGAGCGAAAAGGCGCCCUUGGAAGUCGCCCUGUUGCACUUCCCAGUAGAGGGAACGCGCCUUCUUCUGGCGCCGCUCGCGGGGGGCCUCGUGGCCCUCGGGGACGGCUGUGGGGUGCAGGGCCUGCACCAGGCUGUCUCCGCGGCGCGAAGUGUCUCCGCGCUGCGCCAGCACCUCGCAGUCGACGAGUGGGAGGAACAUUGCAGGCGACUGAAGGCGGGGAAGCGGCCCGAGAGAGAAGAGAGACAAGAAGAGGAACGAACCGGGAAGGGCAAGGGACGCGAAAAACGCGAACAAGGAGAGCGAGAAGAGAAGGCGAGGGACGAGGAGCGCCUUGAGGCCUUGCGGGUGCCGGGCGCCGCGACAGUCACGCCGCGGUUUUGGGUCGACAAAAGUCGCAUGGAGCGACUUCGCGGAAUCCAUCACCUCGUGCUACCAGCAGGAGGGCGCGUAGACCAGGUCGCAGGAGGCACCGACUUCAUUGUCAUCUUGAGUUCGCCGUCGCAGCCUGGCUACUCGCUUUCUUCUUCCCUCUGUCUGCCGCUUCUUCUCUCUCCUCCCAGAGCCCUCCAGAGCAGUGGCGAAGUCGCAUCUCGAUCCGGAUCGACCUCGCCGAGUGUGGCGGCGCCGCUCGCGUACGGCUCCAACGUUGGCCUCCAGUCUCCGCGGGCGCUGCCUGUCCGCGUGGAAAGGACUACGGCCGCGGACGCCGCGUCGGGUGCCCCCUCCACCUCUUCCUUCGGACCUGUUGCCUCCACGGCUCUGUCUGCCUUCAUCAGCAAACUACGCGUUUCACCUGUCGCCUCCCCACUCGCGCGCGACGACUCAGACGUCAAGCCCGCGUCUCCGGGCCUGUCUCUUCCAGGCCUCUUCGGCGGCUUCUCUCUCUCGACACUCGUUGUCCCUCGGCCUGCGGUCCCCGCCUCGGCGCCAGAGGCGAGAGAGAAGCGAGAGACGAAAGCCGCGGAAGAGAGAGAGACAGAAACAGCGAGAGACACACACACGGGGACAGAAGCAGAGAGGACGACACUGUCUCGUCGUUGCUCUGUAGAGUCGAAGGCGCUCAUCUUCAGCGGAGAGAAGCGAGGAAGCGAGAGAGAAGUACCCCCGGGCGGCCCGGAAGGCGCCGGAGGCGUGGAGCCAAAGGAGACAGGAGGAACGCAUGCAAGCGUCUCGCCGCGAAACGACAGAAUGGUGGCUCUUCUGGAAGGUCUAGACAAGGGCUCUGGGCGGCUUUUCACUCUGGUCAACAAGGUGCUGCAGCUGCCAUUUUCGAUUCCAGAGGAGCGUCUCGAUUUCCAUGAGUCUCAGCAAGCUAGCGACCUGCAGGUCUCUCGAUCCGUCUCUUCUCCGCGUUGCGCUUCCUCCUCUUCGCCUUUCGCUUCCUCUUCUUCGCCUUUCGCGUCCUCGAUGCAAUGUCGACCGUCAGGAGUCACUGGCGCCGCACUGUUCGCUUCGGAGACAGGAGCGCAUGCAGCCGCGGGUCAGCGGGCGUCUCUUCUCCCUAAGACGCUCCGGCCGGCGAGUUGGACCACUCUGGAGUCCACGGCUUUCUCUUCUGUCUCGUCGACAGCUUCAGCCUCCAGAGCAGAAAGCGCAGCCGAAGGAGCGGCCUCCGGGUCGUGGGCAGGUGUGAACUCAAGACCAGAACCGAGGACUCCGAGCAUGAAUUCGAGACACUCUUCGCUCUCUCACAUCUCCUGGGAACUCGCUCCCGAAGGCGCCAGUCGAAAGAGCUCGAUAGAAAGUGACAAUAGAGGUGCACAAGUGUUCGACAGCAGAGAUGAGGGUUUCUCGUUUUCGGAUGUCUCUGCAGGUCGCUCUUCGUCGAGUGUCUCUGCAGGAUUCGCUUCGCGAUUUUCCGAGGGCAGGCGCGACCAGGCUGUCUCUUUCGUUUCGACUGCGUUUCCUCCUGCGAAACAGACAGAGCGGAGGGAAGAAGAGUGGAGAAAGGAGGAGGAAGGAGGGCAGGGACGGCGGAGGCAGUUGUGGGUGGCCCAGGAACCUCUGAGGUCUGCAUGGGUGAGGCCUGCCUCGUUUUCCUCGUCUCUCGUGCCCCAGAAGAACGCCGGACGCGUUUCAGGCACCUCUUCUUUCUCAACGAACGUUUCUGCACAGCUGGCUGGCCACAGAGGCUUCGCGUUCGAACCUGCAGAGUCAACAAGCCCUGCGGCAGGGACGCCUGCGCCGGCGGCCAGUUUCGUCUUCUCUUCUUCUCGUCCGCCGUCUGCCUCAUCCCUGGUGGGCUGCGGCGAAGCGAAGAGAAACCAGUCCGAGGUUUCCUCUCAGGAGACACUCUGGAGAAACGCUGGCGUCGAGCCUGGUCUGGCCUUCAGAGAGUCGUGCCUCGUCCAAGUCCACCCCGCCGAAGUGUACAGACACCUCGAGCCGAGUCGGCAGGGCGACAGCCAGCGGGCGCCCGCGAGCACCGCAAAAACGAGUUCCGAGUUUCUGGAACCUUGGAGACGCGUUGUACACACAGCAGGCUCCUUCGCGUCGGUCCACUCGCAGGAGCGACGCGGCAUCUCAGAUCCGUUUGUGGCUGCUUCGGGUGUACGUACACUCAGUGGAGUGGAUGCCGCGCGUGCACUUCCGCGCGUGGCGAUGCCUGAAGGCGGUUUUGCUGGAGACGCGUCUCUGCAUGCAGGGACGCUUCGCGGAGAGAGUCCAGCACUGCAGCUGCAGGCAGGAGGUUUUUCCGGAUGGUACGCAGGAGGUUUCCCCGAGUUGCAUGCAGGGCCCCGAGUGUGGCCGAGCUUCUCUGGAGGCGCAGAGUCCGCUCUCAGAGGCGUCAGUGAACCUACGCCGCAUCUGGCGUACUUCACCGUCUCUGACGCCUGUGGAACAAACGCGGCAUGGGCAGGGAGAACGGGAGAGGGGCAGUUCGCGCAUGCAGAGAUCCCGAAUUUCCGCGCGACGUCUUCCGACGGUCCCGUUCCCAGUAGGCGACCUGCCUCCUACCUGAGUGCCGCGUUUUCUGGAGAGAACGUGUCUCCCUCGAUGCUCGACAAGAAGCGGCGCAUGCAGUCUGUUCAGUCCUUUGCGUCUCGUGCUUCUCUCCGGCCUCCGUCGUCUUCGAAGGCUGGUUUGGGAGAACGAGAGACCAGACGGAGAGACGCAGCAGAGGGAGAAGAAGAGACGCAUGUCGGUCUAGCUGCUUCUUUGAGGAGAGACGCAGACCGCAGGGGAGACAAAAAAACACGCGAGAGAGAGGGCAGAGGCGGCGACCCGACGGAGGCGCGGAAGUCGCUGCAGAAGGGAAGCAAACAGAACCUUCAGGUCGUUCCUCUGCGAGAGAGACUCGCCAAGGACCGGACUGGCGGCGCCGUGGAGACACGCAGGCGCGGCUCUGUCUCCGCGCCGGCGGCUGCGCCCGAGGAGACAGGAGGAGACAGCAGCCAUUCGCUGUCGAGAGAAGAGCGAGGAGACAGGGGAGACGGCGGCCAGCCCACGGCAGGCAGAGAGAAAGUCAGGGAGGAGCCAAGAAACAGGGGAGGACGCUGGCGACAGCGGAGCUCGGGAAGCGGUCGUGAAGAGGUGACGACGGAGGCAGGACAGAGAGAAGGAAGAAGCGCGCGAGAGAGAAGAAGACGCGAGGGGGAAGACGCCCACUCGGACCGAGAGAGGACAGAGAGACUGUCUCCUCGGCGUUCGGACACACGGGGAGAAGAAGGCGAUGCCGAAGAAGAGGAAAGAGUCACUCGCCGAAGACGCACGGUCAUUCGCGAGGCGACAAAGACCGCCAAAGAAGGUUUUCUUCUCUCCAGAGACUCCUUGAUUUCCAAAGUCACAGACAGCGGCUAUGAGGUCUCGCCUGGCACAACAUGCACUCCUCUGACUGUCGAAAAGGAGUUUAUGGGCGGCGUCAUCAGCCUCAGCGCGGGGGCCUCGUUUGGUCCUGUGAAUACUCAAGAGGGUUUGACGCGGCUGUUCGUCUUGGCUUGCGAAGACGGAAGCCUCCAGUUUGAAUCGGGGUUGAAAGGCUCAUGCGCCCGAGUCUCUCAGUACACCGAACUUCUUGUCGCGCCUUUCAGUGCCUAUGCUCUGACGAAUCGCAGUAAAACCAAGCCGGCGCGGCUCCUGUUGAUGUCCAACGGCGUCGAAGAGGCAGAAUUCCAGCCUUCUCACUUGUUGACAGAAGUCAGUCCAGAGUGACUUUCAGCGGAGUUCUGAAGAAAAAGAUGUCUUCCGGCUAUUCCGCGUUCGGUGGCUUGUUUCUGACACAUGGCACCUUUGUCUGUUCAAUAGACACUUUAAAAAGGCACCCCUGCUGCUGCCUUGAAACCCAUGAGUAGCUCUGGAACGGAACGGAGACACGAACAUCUCAAGCGUCUGCGCGCCUUCGUUGUCGAAACGCUUCUUCAACCCUGAGAUUCAGACAUACUCGAUAGUGUGGGAACACGCAUAAAGUGUAGACAGGUAUUCGCUUUCCGUUGACACGGGAGUGUACCGCUGCAUGUAGACCUUUGGGGGUCCAUGCGCUUCGCUCUGCUCCGGUUUGCUUUUGUCCAAGUUGCGGGGCGGAGAGUUUCUAACGUCGCGGUGGGCCUACGGGCGUGUGUGGCGGUGCUUGCAUGGGCAGAGUGGAUUUUUGUGCGCAAUAAAGCGUGGACCAAGCGACUUCCUGCAAAGGCGCAGCGCCGUUGGUUGAGGAAGUGGCGCUGCCUUUCGUCGCCUUUGUCCUCGUGGCUCAACGUUGAGCAGCCAGAAUGCCGACAGCCGCAGAG